CAGUCCUAUGUUUUUCCGAAUAAAUUGUUUGUUUAAAUCGUUUGUUCGAAGCUCAAACUAGAGUAAGAGUUUAUUUUACGAUUCCAGAGUCGUCCAACUUUUCGCUCUAUUGUCGUUCUCAUCCAGACAAGACUUAUCCCCAAAGCAUGUAGGCCUAUCUGAUCAUAAACCGUUUUUUUUAUUUAGUUAAGUUAAUAGUUUAUCCGUUUAGAAUCGGUUAAACGAUGAACGUUAUUAUUUUUAAGACCCCGUUUUCUCUCCCUGUAGAAAUAACAGUCGGAUGUAGUUAGAAACGGAUUUUUUGUUGUCGUUAUGAUUUCUCCUUGUAGCAAUGAUCACAUCAAAAUACAUUUGAUUGGAUCACGUGUACCGCCACUGGAGUGACUGACAGGCCGUCUCUGUCUGAAGCCCAGGUGUGCUGUAAGGCGUGACAGCCUGAUCUGGUCCUACGACUGCCCAACACAACUGGCCAACCUAGAUCCCUCCGUGCAGUAACACUCUACAGGCCAGAGGCUAGCUAGGGCACAACAACACAGAGUGUGAUCCUCUCCACACUACUUAGUGUGCAUCUGUAUGUGACUGAGAGGGAGAUACUGAGUACCCGUGUGUGACUGCACUGUAUUUGAGGAUAUUCUCCCAGAGGACCCGGUCCUUCCCUACGUCGACAUCAAGAUGAACGUGACGUCGCUAUUCUCCUUCACCAGCCCGGCGGUGAAGAGGCUGCUGGGAUGGAAACAGGGGGAUGAGGAGGAGAAGUGGGCGGAGAAGGCAGUGGACGCCCUAGUGAAGAAACUGAAGAAGAGGAAGGGAACGAUGGAGGAGCUGGAGAAGGCUCUCAGCUGUCCCGGACAGCCCAGUAAGUGUGUGACCAUCCCUCGGUCGUUGGACGGUCGUCUCCAGGUAUCCCAUCGUAAAGGUCUCCCCCACGUCAUCUACUGCAGAGUGUGGAGGUGGCCCGACCUACAGUCUCAUCAUGAACUCAAGGCCUUGGAGUGCUGCCAAUUCCCCUUCACGGCCAAACACAAAGAUGUCUGUAUCAACCCCUACCACUAUAAGAGAGUGGACAGUCCUAUGCUGCCCCCUGUCCUGGUCCCUAGGAACAGUGACCUCACAGCGAGGCCGGGGAUGCAGCCCCGUUACCAUGGCGCCAUCGACCAGAACGAGCCUCUCAUGCCCCACAACGCCACUUUCCCAGAAUCCUUCCCUCCAGGCGGGGGCGGCAACGGAGGGUUGGCGUUCCCUUGUUCCCCUGGCAACAGCUUCCCCAGUUCGCCCGGCAGUGGGUCCAGCAGCAUCUCCGCGUUCCCCCACUCCCCACUUAGCUCCGACCCAGACAGCCCCUUCCAUGUCCCGGCUGACACCCCGCCCCCAGCCUACAUGCCUCCAGAUGAUUAUCUGAUUCAGGACUGCUCCCAGCCAAUGGAAACCAACCUCCUCGCCAUGCCAACCGGCCUAGAUACCAACAACAGGCCAGAUGUUCAGCCAGUAGCCUACGAGGAACCAAAACACUGGUGUUCUAUAGUGUACUAUGAGCUGAAUAACCGCGUGGGUGAGGCGUACCUGGCGUCAGACUCCAGUGUUCUGGUCGACGGCUUCACCGACCCGUCCAAUAACCGCAACCGCUUCUGCCUCGGCCUGCUGUCUAACGUCAACCGCAACUCGACCAUAGAGAACACACGCAGGCACAUCGGCAAAGGUGUCCAUCUCUACUACGUAGGAGGUGAGGUGUAUGCAGAGUGUCUGAGUGACACCAGUAUCUUCGUUCAGAGUCGUAACUGUAACUAUCAUCACGGUUUCCACCCCACCACGGUGUGUAAGAUCCCUAGUGGCUGCAGUCUGAAGAUCUUUAACAACCAGGAAUUUGCCCAGCUACUGGCCCAGUCAGUGAACCACGGCUUUGAGGCUGUUUACGAGCUCACCAAGAUGUGUACCAUACGCAUGAGCUUCGUCAAGGGUUGGGGUGCAGAGUACCACCGCCAGGACGUCACCAGCACCCCCUGCUGGAUAGAAGUGCACCUGCACGGCCCUCUACAGUGGCUGGACAAAGUCCUCACACAGAUGGGCUCUCCCCAUAACGCCAUAUCCUCCGUGUCCUAACACACACACAGCCUCUCGACGCCACAUGUUCAAAUUGUUUUUUGUAACUUCUUUUUUUAUUUUUUCAAAUCUGCUGAGAGAGAGAGAGAAAAAACACAAUGUUAUUCAUCAUCCCAUAUUACAAUAUCUGUCUUGACUGGAGUAGCCUAGAGAACCAGCUAUGGAUAGCUAGGCUAAUUGAGGCCACAUGCUGCAAUUUCUCCCCAACCCCAUUCAGAUGAAAACAUCAGCCUACCUAUCGGUUACUCCCAACCCCAUUCAGGUGAAAACAUCAGCCUACCUAUCGGUUACUCCCAACCCCAUUCAGAUGAGAAAACAUCAGCCUACCUAUCGGUUACUCCCAACCCCAUUCAGAUG
Messenger RNA from Oncorhynchus mykiss (rainbow trout), 2454 nucleotides. Its product is annotated as SMAD family member 1. Gene Ontology annotation, cellular component: heteromeric SMAD protein complex. The record is from RefSeq and is a predicted model, not a curated record. NCBI's taxonomy places the organism in Eukaryota, Metazoa, Chordata, Actinopteri, Salmoniformes, Salmonidae. Gene Ontology annotation, biological process: BMP signaling pathway; regulation of transcription by RNA polymerase II; cell differentiation. Gene Ontology annotation, molecular function: RNA polymerase II cis-regulatory region sequence-specific DNA binding; I-SMAD binding; DNA-binding transcription factor activity, RNA polymerase II-specific.